Molecule: messenger RNA, 1481 nt
Organism: Elgaria multicarinata webbii
Lineage: Eukaryota; Metazoa; Chordata; Lepidosauria; Squamata; Anguidae
Exons: 9
Coding region: 137-1285 (382 amino acids)
Biological process (GO): innate immune response; defense response to Gram-negative bacterium; defense response to Gram-positive bacterium
Cellular component (GO): extracellular region
Molecular function (GO): lipopolysaccharide binding
Source: RefSeq, a predicted model, not a curated record
GAGGGCUUAUCUCGUGAGUCACGAAUACACGUGUUCAAGAAAACCACGGCACAGCAGUGAAUAAAAGGGCCCUCCACGGGGCACGAAACACAGCCACCUCCUUCGCGGCUGCCCCUGGGAGAACACAGUGGCCAAGAUGGAGAGAUACACCUGGAGAGUCCUGGCGACCCUUGGCCUUGUGGUGGCCGCCACAGCGUUGGAUCCUCAGCAAGACGCGCCACUGAGCUACGAAGAGGCCGUUUCCUCAGCCAUUGACUUCUACAACCAUGAGCCGGAAGUGGCUUUUGCCUUCCAUCUCCUGGAAGCCAGGCCCCAGCCGGAGUGGGACUCCUUGAGUAACGGUGUUCAGGAGCUGGCCUUCACAAUGAAAGAGACCACGUGCCCAACCUCGGAGCAACGAAAUCUGGACGAAUGUGCCUUCAAGGAGGAUGGGCUGGUGAUGGAAUGUUCCGGAACGUUGUCUGUGGAUGACCAGGGGAACCGCGACAUCCUGCUCAAUUGUGAAACGGUGGCUCAAGAGCACAUCCGCGUCCGGAGACGUAUCUUUCGAAAAAUCUUCAGGAAAGUCAAGAAGGGGAUUAAGAAGGUGUUCAAGGGGAAGAGAAUUCUUUUCCAUCUAGGAAGAAUCCCCAUACACAACGGGCCUCCGGCUAAUUUGGGGAAUGGUUAUCGGAACGUGGUUUUGGUGCAAUUUUUGGAACUUUUUAUAUCUGUACCACCUAGUCAUGUGCGUCUGGGCAAGGCAGUGAAUAAAAGGCCCUUCCAUAGGAAGAGAAGCACAGCAGCCAAGAUGGACAGUUGUCCCUGGAGAGUCCUGGUGACCCUUGGCCUUGUGGUGUCCACCACAGCACUGCCUCCUCAGCAAAAGGCGUUGAGCUACGAGGAGGCCAUUUCCUUGGCCAUUGACUUCUACAACGAACAGCCAGGGGUGGCUUUUGCUUUUCAGCUCCUGGAAGCAAAGCCCCAGCUGGAGUGGGACCCCUGGACUCAAGCUGUUCAGGAGCUGGCCUUCACAGUGAAAGAGACCACGUGUCUCACGGCUGAAGAGCUGAAUCUGGAUGAAUGUGACUUCAAAGACGAUGGGGUGGUGAAGAAAUGCUCUGGAACAUUCCUUGCUGAGCAAGAGGUUCCCAAAAUCCAGCUCAGCUGUGAUGAUGUCGCUCAGGAGGAGCGCAUUCGUGUCCGGAGGGAUUUUCGCUCAUUCCUAAGGAAGCUUAAGAGACGUUACCCUGGAAGUUGGUCCCAGAUUGCACAUGGACAUGGUAGAGAAGUGAAGAUUGCAUGAGAAGGUGGGGCUGCUACUGCUGCCCCUGCGGACGGGUGCCAUUGCUGUGUCCCCUUCACAAUGGCUGACAGAGGCCUUUUUCUUCUAGCACCACUGUCUUCCACCCAGUGUCUUCCGCUUGAUGUUGAGGCUUUCAGAAUCCCCCUUCAUUUUCCUCAGCUUAUUGCCUUGAAAAUAAAUUUUUGUGCAAUUGGAA